This is a messenger RNA of Colletotrichum siamense, 699 nucleotides long. RefSeq lists its product as uncharacterized. The record is from RefSeq and is a predicted model, not a curated record. The transcript has a single exon. NCBI's taxonomy places the organism in Eukaryota, Fungi, Ascomycota, Sordariomycetes, Glomerellales, Glomerellaceae. The coding region runs from base 1 to 699 and encodes 232 amino acids.
AUGGCCCAGUAUGUCAUUGGGGAUGUCUACGCCGCCAUCACCCGGAACGAAUGCACACACGGUGGGGUCAGGUGGACGCUGGGAGUGCGUCAAAGUUGGACCAAAAAUUCAUCAGACUACAUCAUCUACCCCGAGUUCAAAGCGGACUUGCUGGGGAGAUGGGGAACGCCGUUUCGUCUUCUGCGAACGAUCUCGCAGGUUGAUGUUACCCUGAGGAAGGAAGUGUUAAAACACUUUGCUCCAUUCCGGGGGGCCGCCUCAUGCUCAUUCGAGGAUCUCGGAUUGGCAUGGAUUGCCACAGGAGACACCUUUCUGUUAGGAAGGGAUCUGUCGUUCUGGUGGUCUUUACUCGGCUCACUGGUCGACAUGUGCGCAUUCGAAAAGCAGAUACUCGGGACUAUUCAGGAGGUCCAUCUCGAUAGCCUGAAGUCGAUCAAGUUUCUGAGAGGGGAAAUCGGAGACGACGAAGUCAAAAGACUUUUGCAGCUCUUUCCCACCCUACGGAGAGUUCUCAUUGGAAUCCCCAAGAGGAGGGAUCUCAUCUUCACGGAGUACACCGACGACAAUCUGUCUCCCCUUACCAGGGACUCCUUUACCGACCCGACCAAGAUCCCCCCAUUCUUCGACAUCAUCUGGACAGCUGGUGUGAAGACCAACACCUAUUAUUCGAGCGACGCCGCCAUCUUCGACACAGCCUAA